GCGCCAUCUACGCGGGUAUCACGUUGUACUAAGAGGUUUUAUUUACAUCAUGUGAAAAAGAUAGGUUAGGUUAAAUGUCAUCCGUCGAAUUUUAAAAGAUUGUUUAAUUUUUUUAAACGUCAAUAAUGCACGAUGAAGAUUUUUAUUAAUCCGUGAAAAUGAGAAGGGUGCUUCUUCUUAUUAUACUAUUUAAUGUGAAGAUUACUUUUGGAUCGGUCGGAAAUGCUUCGCCCUACUUUAAACGUUGCAGUUACGAUUGCACUCGAAUCAAUUGCACGUUAGAUGGAUCAAAAUAUAAAACGAACAAUUUACAAAACUUUUUUUAUACUUUAACUUAUUGGAGAUGUGAAAACGAGUGCGAAUAUAUGUGUAUGUGGGAUACAGUCGAUUUGUUUCAAAAGAGACAAUAUAGAAUACCACAAUUUUAUGGAAAAUGGCCCUUUAUUAAAAUUUUAACAAUUCAAGAACCAGCUUCUACAAUAUUUUCAUUAAUUAACUUGUAUGCUCAUAUUAAAAUGGCUAAAAGGAUGAAAGAAGAAAUCAGAUUUGGGAGUCCAAAUUUAUGGUUGUGGUAUGGACAUGCUAUUUUAUUCUCACACUCUUGGAUAUGGUCAGCAAUAUUCCAUGCAAGAGACACAGAACUAACAGAAUUCAUGGAUUAUGUUUGUGCAUACUCAACAAUUCUAUAUUCUUUUUACACCAUGUUAAUGAGAACUCUAUAUAACUCCUCAAAAAAACUUCUAGUCAUUGUAACAGCUCUUUGUCUUUCAUUUUAUGCCAGUCAUGCAACUUAUAUUUAUACGGGUAGAUUCGAUUAUGGUUAUAACAUGCAAGUAAAUGUUUUUACAGGAGUAUUAGCUGUUGUUGGAUGGUUAUCAUUUUGGCAGUUAAAUAAAAAACAGAUUUAUACUCGAAAAAUUGCUUUAUACUCAGUUUAUAUUGCUGUAAUGACUCUUUUGGAACUUAUUGAUGCACCACCUCUUUUAUGGACAUUUGACUCACACGCGAUAUGGCAUGCAAGUACAAUUCCUGCAACAUAUAUUGUUUACAGUUUUGCAAUAGAUGACUGCAAGUACUUAAGGAAACAGAUGGAAUUUUCACGAAAAGAUUCCUUUUAAAUACUCAUUAAUAGUCUUCCUUUUGAUAUUGUAGAAAAUAUAUCAUUCCAUACAA
Molecule: messenger RNA, 1173 nt
Organism: Onthophagus taurus
Lineage: Eukaryota; Metazoa; Arthropoda; Insecta; Coleoptera; Scarabaeidae
Gene: PGAP3
Product: Per1-like protein PGAP3
Biological process (GO): GPI anchor biosynthetic process
Cellular component (GO): endoplasmic reticulum membrane
Molecular function (GO): hydrolase activity, acting on ester bonds
Source: RefSeq, a predicted model, not a curated record